AUGUUGACUGAGAAGAAGAGCAGUGUCACAAUAGCAGUGAGAGAGACAGAGAACAGACUGAACACAGAUGAGCUGAUCAGCAGAAGAAAUAACAUCUCACUACAAGACAUGAUGACUACUGCUGCAGUCAUAAGAGAAGCAGAAGAAGAAGAAGAAGAUGUGACAAUGAAAGUGAUACUUCUGCAGUUCAUUAACACUGUCAUCUCUGCCUUUAACUGA
This is a messenger RNA of Blastomyces gilchristii SLH14081, 219 nucleotides long. RefSeq lists its product as uncharacterized. The transcript has a single exon. The coding region runs from base 1 to 219 and encodes 72 amino acids. The record is from RefSeq and is a predicted model, not a curated record. NCBI's taxonomy places the organism in Eukaryota, Fungi, Ascomycota, Eurotiomycetes, Onygenales, Ajellomycetaceae.